This is a messenger RNA of Saccostrea cuccullata (small rock oyster), 1226 nucleotides long. RefSeq lists its product as uncharacterized. The record is from RefSeq and is a predicted model, not a curated record. NCBI's taxonomy places the organism in Eukaryota, Metazoa, Mollusca, Bivalvia, Ostreida, Ostreidae. The coding region runs from base 47 to 877 and encodes 276 amino acids. The transcript has 7 exons.
CAUCUUUCAAACAUCCUGUUACUUUCACUUUUGCAAAAAUUCAAACAUGUACAUGAAUUUCUGCCCAUUUCUGAUAUAUGUUUUGUCACUGUUGUCAUCAGUGUCAUGUGCAAGGCAUUGUCCUAGAGAUAGAUCUAGAACUGUUCGCAAGCUGCUAAAGGAAGUUGUUUAUCCACUGUUUCAACAAGCCAAGACCAGUAUACCUGACACCUGUCUGUUUUCCCCAGAGAGAGAUAAAUAUGUAUUACAGGAAGAGAACAAAGUUUCUGAAGGAAUCUCCAAGUGGUAUUGUGACUACUGCGGAAAGGGCUUCUAUGCUGAAGAUUACUUAGAUCAGCAUUUUGACAGAAGACAUCCAGAAUUUGUCAGAGAGGACAAGUCUGCAGUCUGCUUUGCUGACUACUGUGACAUCAUGAGAUGUGACAUCUUGGAUGGCAGGAGGAGGAAGGAAUUCUGGGAUGUUUCUUUAUGUCUCGAGAGCGAUAUGAAAGAAUUAAUGGAAGAUUGUGAGAAACUGAUGAGUGCUUGUGUACCUGACGGAUUAAGUAAAAAUGCUACAGAAUUCUUGAUAACUCAUAUGACUCAAAAUGUCUGCUCCUUCCUCACUUGUAAGAAGUACUGGGAUUCAGCUGUAGAGGAGGAAAAUGAUGGCAUUAUAUUUUACUCCAUUCUGACUGUGUUUCUCAUCAUAAUGCUCACCAUUUACUACUGUGUCGCUUAUCAUUAUUUUUAUACGGACACAUUCACAGAUUCCUAUUACGAGACUUACUACGAAAGGCAUCAUCCUUUAACCAAUGUUCAAACUCCUAGAGAAGAUAACUCUGGAACAAGACGCAGGAUAUUAGAAGAAGAUUUUAAUGUUCACAAUAUCAGCUGACGAAUGUUUAUUUAAGGCAUUUUAUUCAUGAUCAAAGUUUUAGACACUAAGUUUGGAUGAAGUGUGUGUUUGAAAUUAUAGAUUUUUUGUUUGGAAAAAUGUACCACGAGCACAUUUAAAAAGAGAUGCAAGGGAGAACAGCUAGCAUCCAUUCCAGCUGUCAGUUUGUAGAAAGGUUACCAAUCUUUUUCUAAAAGUAUAGGUAAUUCUUAAAAUGUCCAGUCAGUGUAACAACACCUUUGCAAUAUUGUACUUGCAUUGAUAUACAUAUGUACAUGGAUACAUGUAUUUGUAAAUUUUCAAAAUGCAAUCAUUAAUAAAUUUAACAUUAUUUCCUGUAUUAACAACA